This is a messenger RNA of Canariomyces notabilis, 5277 nucleotides long. Its product is annotated as INO80-like protein. Gene Ontology annotation, cellular component: nucleus; Ino80 complex. The transcript is spliced from 3 exons. Gene Ontology annotation, molecular function: ATP binding; DNA binding; histone binding. Gene Ontology annotation, biological process: DNA repair; chromatin remodeling; DNA-templated transcription. Bases 1 to 5277 code for a protein of 1758 amino acids. Lineage: Eukaryota; Fungi; Ascomycota; Sordariomycetes; Sordariales; Chaetomiaceae. The record is from RefSeq and is a predicted model, not a curated record.
AUGGACCACUUCUCGACGGUACUCCAGCGACCUCCUCAUUUCGAUGAGGACGGGAGCAACGGGGUGACGAGCGAGGACCGUGGACCACGAGGAGGCCUGCGCGACAUCCUCAACCCCGUCAGCACAACCUCACAGGCACCGUUAAGCCAUGGGACGCAAGGAACGCCAGGAACGCCCGGAGCGCCUGCACCGCCUCGACCACGCUCGUCCUUCAAUCUAAGAUCACCAACACAACCGGAUUAUCACCACCCGGGUCCCUACUCUACCUCUCCGCCUUCGACCGGCCUCAGCAGUCAGCCGUCAGGCCCUCGUUCCAUCCUCAACAACCCGUUCGUUUCAACCUCCACCCCUUCGCUGCCGCCGACAAUGCAAGCACCACAGGGCAUUGCAUCAUCAGCGACGUCCUCCGGCCUGCAGCAUCCGCCCUUGUCACCAUUACACGCGCCCCCUGUGUACUAUCCAUCAGAAAUUCACGAUCGGGAAUUGAUGCGCGAAAAGCCAGCGCCCAGCAGUUUUUACGACCCAACCGUCGACGCGAGGGAGCGUGAGCGGAAGGUCUCAGACACUGCUUCCUGGCGCAACGCGACGCAAAACUCGACGCCAAAGGCCCGCGAUUCGUACACUUAUUCCCAACCCUCGUCAGAAUACUAUAACGGCAGCUACACUUCGACUGCAGCGCCAUCUUUCCCACCGCGAAGUCCUGUCUCCCAUCCACAUCCUGCUCCCUCCCUCACCAUGGGAUCCAUCAGCCCAUCAUCGAGGGUCCGAAGCAUUACAUCGCCUACUUCGAGACAUGUUCCUGUCCCCGCCUCGGAUCUCAACGGAGCGACAUCGACAGCAUUGCCAGCUCUCUCGCGGAUCGAAUCGCCAGCCCCUCGAUCCAAAACCCCAGCUGCUGCGACUCCUCCGAGUCGUGCCGCCGGGGUCAUGUCCUUCUCCAACAUCCUCUCGAGUUCCGAGCCACUUUCUAAGCCUAGGCCGAGUUCGCCUGUCAUUGUCGACGACACGCCUAUCGCCGCUGAGAAACUCGGACAAACUGAGAAGAUCGACAAGGCCGAGAGGGAUAAGAAACAGCCUCGCAGGAUCACAAAGUCUCGUCUCUCAGAUAUCAAGGCUAUUGAGUCAACGCCCAAGACAUCGCGGAAAGUCUCCUCCAAGCAACCCGAGACCCCCGCCUCCCUGAAAGUGCCAACCAAGAGGCUGGCCAAUGGUGUUCCGAAGCACAAGGUUUUCUCUGCGGACAAGGAAAAGAAAAUUCGGGAACUUAUGGAACAGUUUGAUUAUGAAGAUGUCAACGAUACCGAGUUUGACGAGGAGGAGAAGGCGUGGAUGGAACGGGCUCGUCUCCGUCGUCAAGAGAUGAACCGCCGUGAUAUUGCUUUGAGGCGAUGUCGGCGGGGGGAUUUCGCCGAAGCGGAAGCUCGGAAGCUGAAGGCGCAUGCUGACCUAGGCAAAGCCCGAUACGAUGAUCUCCACUACGAUGACGCGCUACAGGAAGUCCGAGAGCGUGAGGUUUUUGCUGAGAAGGAGCGCAAGAAAGACAUGCAACGCAAGAGACGACGUGAGAAGUCCAUGGCUACGACCAUGGAGCAGAGGCUUGCAGCUCUUGCGAGGGCUUCCGCCGCCCAGGAUGAGUCUGAACGCCAGAAGUACAUGCGUGAGGCCGAGCGUGCAAACAAGAAGGUGCAGCAGACGAAGUACAUCUUACAGAAGGGAUUCAAGGGCCCCGCGCGCAACGUCGGCCCAAUCGAACCGAAUCUCGAGGGCGGCACCAUGGUGACAUUCCAGGCUGAAAACAUGGAGCCAGGCAAGUCCAAAGGUAAAGGCAAGGCUGGCGGCAGACUCAAAAAGUCCAAGGAGCAGAAACAAGCCGAGAAAGAGUCGGCUGAGGCUGCCCAGGCGGCCUUGGAUGCCGGCGAGGAGCUUCCCAGCAGAGAAGAGACGAAGAUCCGGAUCAAACUGAGCAAGACAAAAGUAGCCAAGGAGGACGCCGACAAGGACAAGGAAAACAAGGAGUCAAGUAAUCUCAAGGACAAGGAGAAGGCCGUUGAAGAACCGAAGGAUCCCCUAGAGCUGAAGUUCCAGUCUAAGGGUUUCAACCAGAUAUAUGACCAAAUCUGGCGCGAUCUUGCCAGGAAAGACGUCAACAAGGUCUUCAGACUGGCUACCGACUCCUACUCUACAAAAGCUUCGAACCUCAAAAAGACGGCUAUCCUCGCGUCAAAGGAAGCGAAACGAUGGCAACUCCGGACCAACAAGGGCACCAAGGAUCUCCAAGCACGUGCCAAGCGCGUCAUGCGCGACAUGAUGGGCUUCUGGAAGCGCAAUGAGCGGGAGGAACGUGACCUGCGCAAGGCAGCCGAGAAGCAGGAGCUCGAGAAUGCCCGCAAGGAGGAAGCAGACCGCGAAGCAGCGCGCCAAAAGCGCAAGCUCAAUUUCCUCAUCUCCCAGACAGAGCUCUACUCUCACUUCAUCGGCAAGAAGAUCAAGACAAACGAGGUCGAGCGAAGUACCGAUCACCCCGAUGUGGCCGCUGAGGACAAGGAAAAUGUCCCAACGCCCACGCUUGAUAUCGAGGAACCCACUGGACCUGUCGGCUCCAAAGUAACCAACUUUGAGAGUCUAGAUUUCGAUGCCGAAGAUGAAUCAGCUCUCCGGGCCGCGGCUAUGGCCAACGCACAGAAUGCCAUUGCCGAGGCACAGAAAAAGGCACGGGAGUUCAACAAAGACGAUACGAAGCUCGACGAGGAUGGCGAGAUGAACUUUCAGAACCCCACGGGCAUGGGCGAUGUCGAGAUUGAGCAGCCGAAGCUGCUCAACUGCCAGCUCAAGGAGUACCAGCUCAAGGGUCUCAAUUGGCUCGUUAAUCUGUAUGAGCAAGGCAUCAAUGGCAUUCUCGCCGACGAAAUGGGCCUCGGGAAAACUGUGCAGUCCAUUUCGGUCAUGGCCUACCUGGCCGAGAAAUACGACAUAUGGGGGCCCUUCCUUGUCGUCGCCCCGGCAUCGACCUUGCACAAUUGGCAGCAGGAGAUAACCAAGUUUGUCCCCCAGUUCAAGGUCUUGCCGUACUGGGGCACCGCGGGAGACCGCAAGGUAUUGCGGAAAUUUUGGGAUCGCAAGCACACCACGUACAAGAAGGAUGCCGCCUUCCACGUCAUGAUCACGUCGUACCAGCUUGUCGUCUCAGAUGUGGCAUACUUCCAGAAGAUGAAGUGGCAAUACAUGAUUCUUGAUGAGGCUCAAGCCAUCAAGAGCUCCCAAAGCUCGCGAUGGAAGUGCUUGCUUGGGUUUCACUGCCGUAACCGACUGCUUCUGACGGGUACGCCGAUCCAAAACAAUAUGCAGGAACUGUGGGCGCUGCUGCACUUUAUCAUGCCGUCCCUGUUUGAUUCCCACGACGAGUUCAGCGAAUGGUUCUCCAAGGACAUCGAGUCGCACGCCCAAAGCAACACAAAGCUAAACGAGGACCAGCUCAAGCGUCUGCACAUGAUUCUGAAGCCGUUUAUGCUUCGUCGUGUCAAGAAGCAUGUUCAGAAGGAACUUGGCGACAAGAUUGAGCUGGAUGUGUUCUGCAACCUCACGUACCGUCAGCGGGCUAUGUAUUCCAACCUGCGCAACCAGAUCAGCAUCAUGGAUCUCAUUGAGAAGGCCACCAUCGGCGACGAUGACUCGGCCAGCCUCAUGAACCUGGUCAUGCAGUUCCGGAAGGUGUGCAACCACCCCGACCUAUUUGAGCGUGCCGAUACCUCCUCACCCUUCUCGUGCGGGUACUUUGCCGAGACGGCUUCGUUUGUGCGUGAGGGCUCAAAUGUCAUCGUCGGCUACUCCACGCGUAGCAUGAUUGACUACGAACUGCCUCGGCUAAUCUGGCGCGACGGUGGGCGGCUAACAAAGGCUGGCCCCGACAAUCCGGUUGCUGGCUUCCGGAGGAAGUAUCUCGAUCAUAUGAUGAACAUUUGGGCUCCCGACAACAUGCGAGAGAGUCUGGAAGGCACGGAGGGCUUUUCAUGGCUUCGCUUUGCGGAUACCAGCCCUCAAGAAGCCUACCGGACCAGCCACCAAGACAUCUUUACCCGUGCUGCGGAACUGGCAAGGAAGAAGUCUCGGCUGGGUGACAUCAAGCUCUUCUACGAUGAGCCAGAAGAUCAGGGCUGGACACCGGCGCAUGCCAUGUUCCAGAUUCGGGAGCAAGAAGAUCGCAGGGCACUGGCCACGUUUACCGACUCAGGUAUACUGGACAACCUGAUGAACGUGGCACGCCCUGCAUUUAGCGACGUCGGACUCGGGCGACUGGAGCAGGCUGCCCGCCCUCGCGCCUCGGCUCCGCCGAUUGACGUUGUCUGCGAUAGUCGCGGCGCCGUCAUUGAGCGCGAGAAUAUCAUGUUCAAUGCGGAGAUGCGCAAGGUUCUGUUCGGGCCCACGCCGGCUGAGGAGAGAGCAUUUGUCUCGCAGAAGGUGCCCCUUGAACGCUACCCACCGCGUGGCUUGCUUCCAGCGCCGGACAAGGAGAAGCAGCGAUUCACCAACAUUACAGUUCCGUCAAUGCGCCGGUUUGUCACCGACUCGGGCAAGCUCGCCAAGCUGGACGAACUCCUACGGGAGCUGAAGGAAGGCGGCCAUCGCGUGUUACUGUACUUCCAAAUGACGCGUAUGAUUGACUUGAUGGAGGAGUACCUGACGUACCGGAACUACAAGUACUGCCGGCUGGACGGUUCAACCAAGCUCGAGGACAGGCGAGAUACGGUCGCGGAUUUCCAGACGCGGCCCGAGAUUUUCAUCUUCCUCCUGUCCACUCGAGCGGGAGGUCUUGGCAUCAACCUGACUACUGCGGAUACUGUCAUCUUUUACGACUCGGACUGGAACCCGACGAUCGACUCACAGGCCAUGGACCGAGCGCACCGUCUCGGUCAGACAAAGCAGGUCACGGUAUACCGCCUCAUCACGCGUGGCACCAUCGAGGAGCGGAUCCGCAAGCGGGCCAUGCAAAAGGAAGAAGUCCAGCGUGUCGUCAUCACCGGCGGCUCGUCAGGGGCUGGCGGCGGCGUCGACUUCUCGGGCCGUAGGGCGCCCGAGAACCGCAACCGCGACAUUGCCAUGUGGCUGGCGGACGAUGAGCAGGCCGAGAUGAUUGAGCGCCGCGAGAAGGAGCUCCUGGAGAGUGGCGAGUAUGACAAGCUGCAGAAGAAACGGGGCGGUAAGCGGAAACGGGGCGCCGAAAAUGCGCCCGUCAGUCUGGAUGAUAUGUACCACGAGGGUGAGUCCUGGCCGGUCCCAUGA